CACUGUAUUGGAAACUGAAGAGCUAUGAACCUUCCGGGCCACCGUCCCGGAAGUGGAGCAAGGAGGAAGAGGGUGUGAAUUUGGUAGCAAGGGUAUCCAGACUGUUGGGAUUUUACUGGGAGAUUUUUUUGUCCCUUGCGCUCCUCCUUUCUCACGGAUGUGGUGUGCGGUCAUAUCAGCUUUAGCGUCGGUACUGUAGAGGGAGCCUGUUUUCCAGCUGGUCUGGAGCCAUAGCUGGCUAGGAGCGACCUUUCUACUCCUGGAAAAACCCCUUAGGGCCUCCAUGGCGCGCCUCCACUGGAGUUUUCUCACUACGAUGACCGAGACUGGAGUUGAGUUGGUCCAGUAGUGCCUAGUCAUGGCCCAGCGGGCGAUUUGGCUGGUGAGCCACGAACCAGGAACCCCGCAUGGCGGGACUGUGAGAUUCUCCAGAAGAUUUCCCACUGUUGAAAAACGAGCCAAAAUCUUCAAUGGAUCAAGUUAUGUACCUCUACCAGAAGAUGACCCCUUCUGUAAAGCUCUGCUUUUUGAACUCAGGUUAUUGGAUGAUGAUAAGGAUUUUGUGGAGAGCCGUGAUAGCUGUUCACGAAUCAAUAAAACUUCAGUCUAUGGACUUCUAAUAGAAGGAAGAGAACUGUGGCCUGUUCUUGCCUUUCAGAAGAAUAGUCUGAUUUAUGUUAGCAUUCCACUAGUUGAGCAAACUUUGUCUCCUCAUCCACCACUCAUUAGUAUUAGUGGAAUCUCACAAGCCUUUGAUCUACUUUUUGGGUUAAUUGAUUUUCUUGACUCUGGGCCCAAGACUGAAGUUGAUCUAAGUACUAAAGUGAGCCAGCUACCUGAUUUGCUCAUGCAUGUUUGUCCAUUUGGCACUUUGUUAGAUUCCAACUUCUUAUUAGAUAAUUUUAAUAAUCUUUCAAUAAAUCAAACCCUAAAACAACCAGCAUGGAAAGCUGGUACUUACAAAGGAAAACAACAAGUUGCUGUUUCUAUCACAGAAAAAGUUAAAUCCAUGCAAUAUGAUAAGCGGGAUGUAGCAGAUAUGUGGCAAGUUUAUGGAACUAUAACUUGUAAGUGUGAUUUGGAAGGAGUCAUGCCAAACAUUACUGUCAGUUUGAAUCUCCCCACCAAUGGAUCUCCACUUCAGGAUAUUCUGGUGCAUCCUUGUGUGACUUCCCUUGACUCUGCUGUUCUUACUUCCAGUAGUGUUGAUAUAAUGGAUGAUUCUGCAUUUAGUGGGCCUUACAAAUUUCCAUUCAGUCCUCCUUUAGAGUCAUUCCACUUGUGCUACUAUACUUCUCAGGUGCCUGUCCCACCAAUUUUGGGAUUUUAUCAACUGAAGGAAGAAGAUUCACAGUUAAAAAUAAAUGUCCAUUUAAAACUUCAUGAAAGUGUGAAAAAUAGCUUUGAGUAUUGUGAAGCUCAUAUACCAUUUUUUAACAGAGGGCCAAUCACCCAUUUGGAAUACAAAGUUAGUUUUGGCCAGGUAGAAGUAUCACGAGAGAAAAGUUUAUUAAUCUGGAUUAUAGGGCAAAAGUUCCCGAAAUCACUGGAAAUUAAUCUUUCUGGAACUGUGAAUUUUAAUUCUGUGGGUCAUCAGAAGCAACCAGUUGACACUAUUUGUAUUGGGGGUACAACAUAUGUAAAACUUUAUUUUAGGAUCCCAGAUUACACACUCACUGGGUGUUAUGCUGAUCAGCAUUCAGUUCAAGUGUUUGCAUCAGGAAAACCUAAAAUAAGCACAUGCCGGGAACUGAUUUCAUCUGAUUACUAUAUCUGGAAUUCCAAAGCCCCUGCACCCGUAACAUAUAGAUCAUUAUUGCUAUAAUUUUCUGAUAUUUAAAAAGAGGGCUAUUUAAGUCAUAUUAACACAAUUACAAUAAAUUGCUAUCUUUUACUUUUUAAUAUGUAUGUUUCUCUUUAAUGGGAAUGAACCAUGGAUCAAUUUCUUUUUUAAUAUGACAGUGUGCUUAUUAUUAUUAGCCUUACGUGUUCUAAAAGAAAAUAAUUUAAAAGCUGAUUUUCUACUCUGUUGCCUUUCCAUGGUCUCUUUAAACUAAAGCAUACAGUGAAAAAGAAUAUGGUUUUGUGGAAAGAACCUGGAGUUUGCAGCCAGAGGACAAGGGUAUAAAUCCCAACACUGCUAUAGAUGGGAACCUUGGGCAAGUUACUCAAUCUCUCUUUGCUCCUCAAUUUUCUCUUUUGUAAAAUGAGGAAGUUGGACCUAGAUCCUAUAAUAGGGAUUUUUAUUCUAUGUAUUUCAAUACCUCUCAUAGGGUAAAUGUUAGCUGAUUUUGGUAGAAGAGGCUACAGUGGAAACCAUAGCUCUUUUGGAAAUUCAGUCUUGUAAAAGAAGGAGGAAAUUGUUGAUGUUAGUCAAAGCUUUCUUACUUACGUAUAAGGACUGCACAAUUCAGUUGAAGAUGUUUACUUUACUCUCUGUCUACUUUUUAAAUGUAUUCAUCUUUUCUAAUUUUUUUCUUUAGAAUAACAUUGAAUAUAUAAAAGGGCAAUAAAAAGCCCAUUUUAUAAGAAGGGCUUGAUAAUCUACUCUUAUGUCUUAAUUUUUUAAAUGCAUUUGAAUAUGUGUUUUAUGCAUUUUUGUAUGAUAUUUGAUAUUCAAAAAUUUAGUUAUGAAUUCAUAUAAAAAAGUA
Messenger RNA from Gracilinanus agilis (Agile Gracile Mouse Opossum), 2651 nucleotides. It is a transcript of the gene AP5M1, whose product is annotated as adaptor related protein complex 5 subunit mu 1. Bases 359 to 1825 code for a protein of 488 amino acids. Gene Ontology annotation, cellular component: lysosome; AP-type membrane coat adaptor complex; late endosome. The record is from RefSeq and is a predicted model, not a curated record. The transcript is spliced from 8 exons. Gene Ontology annotation, biological process: endosomal transport. Lineage: Eukaryota; Metazoa; Chordata; Mammalia; Didelphimorphia; Didelphidae.